Molecule: messenger RNA, 2027 nt
Organism: Leguminivora glycinivorella
Lineage: Eukaryota; Metazoa; Arthropoda; Insecta; Lepidoptera; Tortricidae
Exons: 3
Coding region: 1-1662 (553 amino acids)
Source: RefSeq, a predicted model, not a curated record
AUGUCAGUGGGGAAGAUAAAAGCGUUCGAGGUUUCGUCGGGCAAUUGGAGUACAUACGUGGACCGCGUGAAUAUGUACUUUAAGGCUAACGACAUCAGCGACAACUUGCAGUUGCCGACAUUGAUUGCCGUAAUGGGAGAUGAAGCUUAUGAGCUCCUCAGCAACUUGACAAGCCCUAAGAAACCAGGAGAAAUGACUUAUAAGGAAGUUAUCAAGAUAAUGUCUGAUCACAUCGAACCAAAACCAUCUUUCAUGGCGGAACGAUACCGGUUACGUCAGAGGCGGCAGGGAGAUAAGGAGACUGUCGCUCAAUAUCUGGCCGAUUUAAAAAAGAUGGCUAGGUACUGUGAUUUCUCCACAGCAUUAGAGGAUAACCUGCGUGACCAAUUUGUGUGCGGUUUGAAAAAUGACACAAUUAGACAACGCCUUUUCGCUGAGAGUGACUUAACCUAUAGUAAGGCCGUACAGCUAGCCCUUUCGUUGGAAGCCGCCGAGAAGGACGCAGCUAUGGUGGAACGCGCGAGUGUGAGCGAGACGGGCGAUGCGGGAGAGAGAGCCGAGACGCGGCGGCAGCGGCGGGGCCCGGCGCCGGGCGCCGGCGGCCGCAGGGGCGCGCAGCGCGCCAACCGCGCCAGCGCCAUACACCAUGUCCAGGCAGAAGAUGGCGAGACUCAGUAUGAAGAAGAGGUUACGUCGGGGUCCGACUUCGAAGAAGACCUGCAUCAUCUCUGCUUAAACGAUUAUAAAUCGGUAAGCCUGUCAUUAGGUUUAGACGAUGAGGUCAUUUCUAUGGAAAUCGACACAGGGUGCGCUGUGUCGUGUAUAGGUCGUGAUACUUAUAAUAAGUACUUUAAACACAGACCGUUGGAACAAUUCCCUUUGGUGUUAACGGUUUAUGAUGGCCGUCCAGUUAGACCCCUAGGGGUCAUAAGGCCCGUUGUUAGAUUUAAAAACCAGUUAAAAAAAUUGGAACUUUUUGUUAUUGAGGGGGGCACUACCCCCAUAUUAGGUAGACACUGGCUAACAGAGUUACAGAUUCGGAUUCCUAGAUUUCGAAAAGAGUAUUUAUAUAACUUUAACGAGUCUUGUAAUAAUGAGUUAUCUACGUUGCUUGACAGGUAUAAGGAGUUAUUUAGCGGAGGACUAGGGCGGUUUAGAGGUGGAAAAGCGACACUUCGAGUACGCGAGGGGGCCACACCGGUGUUCUGUCGCGCGCGGCCGCUGCCGUACGCGCUGCGCGACCGCGUCGAGGCGGAGCUGGACGAGAUGCUGCGCUGCGGCGUCAUCGAGCCGGUCGACACGUCGGAGUGGGCCACGCCGCUGGUACCGGUGCGUAAAGCCGAUGGGGGUCUGCGAAUCUGUGCGGAUUACAAGGUACCUCGGCCCGAACCAGUGGAACACUCUGACGAGGCACCUGACCACUCUGACCACGCUGACACUCCAGUAGCCACGAGCACGCCGCGGCGCAGUCAUCAAAGUCCGGAUUCGAGCCGAGCAGCUGACGCGCGGCCCGGAACACCGCAGAGUUCGCCAAGGUCAAGUUGUAGCGAAGACCUAUUUUUGUCACCUACAACAAGUACAACUCCACCUUCUAAACCGCCCCAGUUACCUAGGCAUAUUAGGGAAUGUCGAUUAAAAAACCCACCGAAGUAUAAAUUUUAGUUUAAAUAGUUUUUAAGUUUACUUCUAUAUGUAUCAUGCUACCCCUGAACUUAGAUAAAUACUUACCUUAAAAUGAAGGUAUACCUAAAGAUACUGUGUGUUUGUUUACUAUUUUAAUUAUCUUGGUUGAUAAAAUGUUUUCUUUUAAGGUACAAAAAAAAAAUAAAAAAAAAUAAAAAAAAUAAAAAAAAAAAGGAGAAGAUAGGUUGUUGAUAUCUGUUUCGAAAGUAUUUUUUUUAAUAUUAGGUAUAAUGUUUUUAGAAGAGAGUAGUGUAAUGUAUGUACCUAUAUACUUGUUUACUGUUAUGUCGCGGUGCGCUCUCUGCAGGCCACCCAGUCUCGCAAUAAAUGUUUAACUGACCGGA